AUGGCGAACCAGCAAUGUCCGUCUCAACAAUCGAAUAGCGACGGCAAUGACAGCAACAAUCCUGAAAUGGUUUCCACUGUCGAAACGACUCACAACCCCCAGACAAAUUACAAUCGAGAUACAGUCUAUCCAACCACACCUGACCGAGCUCCCACGACGCUUGUUUCAACCCCAAUCGUUGAAGAAAAUGAGGAAACAAGUGGAUGCCAGUUUAGUUGGUCACAAGCCGGCGUGAUAUUACUUGUGUUGCUUAUUCUGGGAGUUGUAAUUGCCCUAAUUACAAAGCCUGUAGGAAAUAAUUGCGACCAGAAUUGUAACAAUAAUCAGUCUCCCAUUACUGUUUUCUAUAACUGCGUUGCCAAUUGCAGUAAUGCGUAUCAUGCCGUGGAGAAGGCUGGUAUCGCACUUAUGUGCGGUGGGAGUUUUCUGAUUAUAUGCUGCUUGAUUUGGAAAUUCAGACCCAAAUCUGAGAAAACAGCGGAUAAUAGUUCACAGCCAAAUUGUAAUUCCGAUACAGUUUAUCCAGUCACGUUUGCCCACGUCCCGGCGGAGUUUGUUUCGACAACGAUCGUGAAGAAAAGUAAGAAAAAAAGUAGAUUUCAGCGUGCUUGGUUAUCGAUUGGCCUAGUAUUGGCUGUGCUACUUAUUGGCGUGGGAGCUGUACUUUUUGUGACAGCGAAACCGACAAGAAAUACUUGUGUUCAGACUUGCUACAGUAAUCUGCACUAUUAA
This is a messenger RNA of Paraglomus occultum, 732 nucleotides long. The record is from the annotation of a GenBank genome assembly. NCBI's taxonomy places the organism in Eukaryota, Fungi, Glomeromycota, Glomeromycetes, Paraglomerales, Paraglomeraceae.